UUUCUUUGGAUGCGAACAAUUAUCAAACAGGUAAAAUACACGAUUAUAAUUGCAGGAGAUUGAAAACAUAAUGAGUCGAAGAACCAACACUCCAAAAGUGGAUUUAAAGCUCAAUUUAUCACCACCUAGGUCGGCUAACCAACCAGUUAUUGUGUCGCAAAACACAUCAGUUUCUUCGUCACCCGGAAGCUCAUGUGUGUCUUCGGAGCCGACCGAUGACUCGACGACGAUGAUGCCAUAUCCCAGUAGUCCUGAAGGAAUGUCGAUGGUGCUGGUGGGAUGUCCUCGAUGUCUCAUGUAUGUUAUGCUAUCGGAAGUGGAUCCUAAGUGCCCCAAGUGCAAGAGCACCGUCUUGCUUGAUCUUUUUAGCCAACACAACGCCAAAAAGGCAAGCAACUGAAAGGAAAAAAAAGGUCUACAAUUCCGCUUUAUUUAUCUAGGUUUUUUUUCUUUCUUUCCAUAGAACAGGCUAUUUUUGUUUAUUUGUUUGCUUAGUUUAAUUUAAGGUUUUAUAAUAAAAUCAUAUCUGUAUUUUAUGUUGAGGAUCAUAAUAUAAGAUACAGGUACAGUUUAUCCAACA
Molecule: messenger RNA, 580 nt
Organism: Gossypium arboreum
Lineage: Eukaryota; Viridiplantae; Streptophyta; Magnoliopsida; Malvales; Malvaceae
Product: protein GL2-INTERACTING REPRESSOR 1
Exons: 1
Coding region: 71-400 (109 amino acids)
Source: RefSeq, a predicted model, not a curated record